AUGAAGACCAUCACUUUCUCCCUCGCUGCGCUCGCCAUCGUCGCCACCACAAGCGUCACUUCCGCUACUGCUACGCAUCCCAAGGAAACCAAGCCUGUUCCCUGGGCUCAGGAAGUCAACCAGGACGCCACCAAGUGGGCCCUCUACUCGGCUCGCAAGGGCACCGAUCUGAACACGGUCAAGCCCAAGUAUUCCGAGUGCACCGUCACCAACCCUUCCGAAAAGGAGUACGUCGUUGCGCACACGUUCGUGAACAACUCGGAGUUCGAGUUCCAGAACCUCGAGGACGACGUGCUCGGAGCCAACUGCAUCGACUGCUCGCCCCAGAUGCUGGGAAACUACUAUCUGACCAAGAUCAGCGGUUACCUCACUUGCAAGAUGUACGAGGACAAGCCCAUCAACUGA
Messenger RNA from Pseudozyma hubeiensis SY62, 405 nucleotides. RefSeq names its product tRNA-methyltransferase. The record is from RefSeq and is a predicted model, not a curated record. The coding region runs from base 1 to 405 and encodes 134 amino acids. The transcript has a single exon. NCBI's taxonomy places the organism in Eukaryota, Fungi, Basidiomycota, Ustilaginomycetes, Ustilaginales, Ustilaginaceae.